AUGCCGAUCACGGCUCUUCCCCCGACCACAAUUCGGGCCAUUGGGUCUACCUCGGCCAUCACAGACCCAUAUUCGGUGGUGAAGGAGCUGGUUGACAACGCGCUGGACGCAGCGAGCUCCUCGCUAGUGGUCGAGAUAUCACAGAAUACUCUUGAUGUCAUCCAAGUCAAGGACAAUGGAUACGGAAUUCCUUCUGAGGACCAUAAAUUCGUGUGCAAGCAUGCUUUCACCAGCAAGAUCCGAACGACCGAUGAUCUCAGAACGAUCGGCGGUACAUCGCUUGGCUUUCGCGGUGAAGCCUUAGCCAGUGUCGCGAAUAUGUCAGGGGGUAUCACCAUCACGACACGGAUCGAAUCAGAGGCUGCUGGGUCGUGUCUCAAGUAUGGCAGAGAUGGUGAGCUUAUGGAGGCACAGCGAACAUCGCAUCCGGUGGGCACAACUGUGCGUAUUACGGAAUUUCUCAAGCACAUCCCAGUCCGCAGGCAGACUGUCCUGAAAAGUGCUGCGAAAAAUAUCACCAGGAUCAAAAAGCUCCUCCAGGCUUAUGCAAUGGCUCGACCUUCCAAGCGUCUCUCGCUUAAAGUUCUCAAGGCCAAGAAUGAAAACAACAAUUGGGUGUACGCACCACACUCCACCGAGAGUUUUGCAGACACUGCCAUGAAAAUUGUUGGAACAGAGGCAUCCUCCUGUUGUGAAAUUCGAAAGUUUUCUUCUGAACCAAGUGAACAAGGACAGGGAAGAUGUUAUCAACUCGUUUCUUUUCUCCCAAAAGCGGACACGGACUUUUCCAGAGUGAACAACACAGGGCAAUUCCUUAACGUGGAUGGCCGGCCUUUAUCUACGAGCAGAGGAAUCGGACAGGAUAUUGUCAAGCUAUACAAGACAUAUCUCCGCUCAGCAAGCUCCAAAGUGGCAACGGCCGUUUCGAUUUCCGAUCCAUUUCUCUGUUUGCAGAUUCAGUGUUCCCAGGCAAGCUACGACGUCAAUAUCGAACCGUCGAAGGAUGACAUACUAUUUGAGGAUCGAGAUCUUGUUCUCUCUUUGGUUGAAAGCCUUUUGCAUGAGCAAUAUGGCGAUCUAGGAAACUCCAACGAGAAGAAGCCAACAAAAGCUAAGAAAACAGCCUCGAAUGCGACUUCUAACGGACCUGGAUUUGAGCUUCUUAUGGCCAGAAAACGCCCCGCCACAGUGAUCAAUAAACCUCAGGGCUCGGCGGAGGCAGCUGUCGACACUGCUGUUACUACUUCUCUCAUGCAACCACUUAAUUCGACCGAGACUACUUCACCUGUUAAUUCUCCUCACAGCCCUUUUCAAAGCCCUCUCCGUUCCUCCAACGCAGCGAACAGAAAUUCGGAAUUCAUCAAUCCAUGGUCUAUCACUAAGAUGAAUGUCCCGCCGUAUACUUCUGAGAGGCAACGUAUCCUAGCCCGGGGUGCAAUCCAUCCUCGAUCAGGGUUGGACGGUAAUCCGCACGGAUUCAGGCAGACAAAUGAGCAUAGUCAUGUCUAUCAGACGCCUUCGAACAGUCGUGAAUUGUUAAGCCCCCCUCAAUCGAGAGUUACAUCAGUGUCUCCUCUCAGCCAUCGCCAACGUCAUCAUGGUCCACAACAGUCUGCGGUCACAGAAACUUCGGUUUCAAAUGGAUCUCGAAACGCUACGCGAGUACGGAACAGAGAAAGGUACGGAAAUGGGGCUCUCGACACCUGGUUUCAAAAUACGACACAAAUGUCGCUCCAGCAAAGCCCUUCGAGUGGUAGCCUUGAGCAAGAGACGGAGCCCACUCCUCUUUCGCAACUUGCUAAUGGGCGAUUUGCCUUCCCAACUGAGACAUCAAUACAGGACUCAUCAUUUGACGACCGACGUCCCUCAUCUUUGCACGAAACGCCCAACGAGACGUCUCAUCAUUCUGCGACGGGUGAUAAUACUUUGCCUCCAAUCUCCAAUGACCAUCUUCCAGAAUCCAUGAACAGUGGUCGAGGUUUUCCAGUACUCGAAAAAUGGGCGGCCAGUCUUCAUCAGGGCAUGAACAAUGAAAGUUAUCCUGGAUUGGAACAAGCUCUAGAUUUCGAGAGGCGCAAGAAGGAGGCGAUGCAGAACCGUCGCACACAAUCGAAUGAACGCGUCAGAACGUCAAGCUCACAACCUGGUCCUUCGUCUUCGAAGUCUCCCCAUCGCAACCGAUACCUGGCUGCAAGAGCUGCCCUGACUUCUGACAUCAACUCCGUCGCCCUUCCAGUCUUCUCUUUCAACCAACCCAACCCAACACCAUCGCUUUCACUCCAUGACCCGAGGGCAUAUCUGAUGCGUCAUUCUAGUGGCCACAGGGAGAGCGACCCUCAGAAAGAAGGCCCCAAGUCCCGGCGCCUACAUACAAGCAAAUUGCCCUUUGAGAGAAUCACAGAAGGAUGCGAUCUACAUAACCUCUGUUUACCUCUUCCUUCAGAUCUGUCGGUCAUAUUCGAGUCUUUCAGCCUUACGAAAUGUCACGAUAUAUACACUCAGCGUGGAGAAAACAGUGAGGCAUUUCUGCCAUCCACGGAAUCUCCUGUCUCUCUCUGGAGUCAACGACUAGCCAUCUUGAUCAACAGACAAUACCGGACUCGCGAUGAUUCGCAGUCCCCUGAAUGGCGGGCGGAUCUUUCAUCAGUCGUUGAAAAACACCUGAAGAGCUAUGAUGCUGUUUGA
Messenger RNA from Penicillium riverlandense, 2685 nucleotides. RefSeq names its product putative DNA mismatch repair protein. Gene Ontology annotation, molecular function: ATP binding; ATP hydrolysis activity; mismatched DNA binding. The transcript is spliced from 3 exons. The record is from RefSeq and is a predicted model, not a curated record. Gene Ontology annotation, cellular component: MutLalpha complex. NCBI's taxonomy places the organism in Eukaryota, Fungi, Ascomycota, Eurotiomycetes, Eurotiales, Aspergillaceae. Bases 1 to 2685 code for a protein of 894 amino acids. Gene Ontology annotation, biological process: mismatch repair.